UCUCAACUGGGUUCUACACCUCUAGCCCGAAUUUUUCGCAAAAGUAUCGGCUAAUAAGUACAACUAAUUCCGACCGUUCUACCGCAACCCAAAAGCGGUGUUCCGCCGAUCUGGUCUCGACGAGUCCGCCCGCGAGAACCACCACUCAUUUACUUCUAAACGUCCGAUCAAACAUUCGCAACGAUGGCUCCUCGAGGGUCCUUAAAACCUCGCGAAUAUGACUUCUCGAACGUGGGUAAAGCUGGAAGGCGCACGGGGCUUACCCUGAAGGAAGGGAAGCGCGAUGAAUACGGAAUGGAAGAAAUUGAAGGAAUGUGGUCAUCUCCUGAGAAAUCGCCCAUAGGAGAGAACGAUUUCGACAGCAGGCAUGAUGUUUCCGACGGCUCGGAUGGAAUGUCUAUCGACGAAGGGAAUGGCCCUGCUCCUGCAGAUUAUCUAAAUGGCCUGAACAGCAGACGCAGCCCUUUCUUCCCCCCGCCCGUUGCACGUUCGCCCGUCAAGACCGGCUUGAGCGGCUCCCCGCGGAGGACCCCCGGCUUGCGAUCGUCCCAGAGUCCACAGCGCGAUAUACCGUCUUCCAGCCCCUCGGAUGGUAAAGGCCAUGGGAAUGUGAGGGGAGACUCCCGGCCCGAUGUUUCGCCCCUGACCAAUCGCUCUGUCAACGCGCCAUCUCUCAACCAAGUCAAUAACAAGCGGAAUAAGGCGAACGCUAAGGAACUGGCGGCCGCAGUUUAUUUUUCGGACAGCGACGCGAACAGCCCAUUGAACGGAGACGAGAACGCAGGUGUAAUCGAUCAUGUACAAGAAGACUUCUCAAAUAGCAUCGACGGCGGUGAUGAGACAAUGUUAAGCGAUCACAUGGAAGACCCGGAUCGAAAUCGCGAGGAUGAAGAGCCGCUGUCGCCUGAGGCCCCUAACCGCAACGAAGAACAAGCCCCGGAUACCACCAUCAAAACAAGACGGAACCCACAAAACAAGAAGAAUAAAGCACAGGACACAGCGCAGCAGAACAAGCCCGAAGCAGAACAAUCGACGAAACGCAAGCGACCUGGGCGACCCCCCAAAUCGCAAAGUACGGGAGAUGCCGAUGUAGAGGGGCAACGCGCAUCAAAGAUGGCCAAGCCGUCCUCGAAGAGAAGCCGAGAGCCGGAGGCCUCGGGCAAUCCGGAGUUGGAUAAGGUCGUCGAGAACUAUGUCAGCCGUACAGGGCCUCUAAAGGGUCGGAGCCUCCAUAUCCUCAAGCGGGAGGCACCUAGCGAAAGCGGCGCUACGCACACGCGGUCAGGCCGUGUAUCUGUCAGACCGCUCGCUUAUUGGCGCAAUGAGCGGUGUGUUUAUGGGGACGGGGAUGCUUCUGAGGGCCAGAGAUACCCGCUCUCUACGAUUAAAGAGGUCAUUCGCACAGAAGAGCCAGAAACCGGGGCAGAGAAACGGGGCUCCAAAAAAUCCAAGUCGAAAAAGAAACGAAAUCAGGCUGACUCUGACGACGAUGCCGAGUAUGCGGACGAUUGGGAGAAAGAUGCUGGAGUUCUCCAUGGCUUUAUCAGGAAGUGGGAUCCGGAAACUCAAACGGCCACAGAAGAUGACGAGGUACUCGACAUCGCGUAUGCUCCUGUUGGCAUUGAGACGAGAGAUGUCAAAGGCUCCAAGUUCCGCUUCGCCAAACUUCUCAGCUCAUCAUUUUUGGGUUCGGGCAUAGUCGAGCUGCCUCCCGGGGGGAUAAAGAAGCCGAAAAAUUCCAAGAAGAUGCACAUGGUAUUCUACGUCGUGAGUGGCAGGGUCCAAAUCGACAUUUCCGGGGUGCAAUUUAGUGCAGGCAAAGGAUGUGUAUUCCAAGUCCCUAGGGGGAAUUAUUAUAGUUUCGCCAAUACACACGCGAAAGAUACUCGACUCUUCUUCACCCAGAGUUGUGUUCCGACGGAAAGCGAAAGCGAAGGCGCCGAGCCCGAUCCCGAAUCUGCAUCGAAAUUCGGCAACAUCGAGGAUGAGGCUGCGACGCCAACCGAACGUCCAGCGAAAGGUGGGAAGGGCCGGCCUAAGAAACAGAAGGGCAAGGCUGGCGGAGCCAAGGCCGGCACCAAGGCUGGUACCAAGGCUGGUUCCAAGGCGUCAAAGUCAUGAUGGGGAAGACCCGACACCCUCAAGAACUUCAUGCAGUCUAGUCUUCCGCUCGACUCCAUCCUCUUUUCUCAAGUAUCCUUUCUUUCUCUGCUAUUCAGCCCAUGUUUUGCUCCAUUUGGGACCUGUGGGCGGACAGUGUCUUCUUCUGAUACACAAUAUGUUUUGGAGUUUAUGUUUUGACUUUAGCGAUUGAGUUAUAUGGUACUGUGACUAUCUAAUUAAGCUGCUGGUAUAUUUUUCUUCC
Messenger RNA from Aspergillus candidus, 2365 nucleotides. Its product is annotated as Cupin domain protein. The transcript has 5 exons. Gene Ontology annotation, molecular function: centromeric DNA binding. Gene Ontology annotation, cellular component: kinetochore. The coding region runs from base 184 to 2121 and encodes 645 amino acids. Lineage: Eukaryota; Fungi; Ascomycota; Eurotiomycetes; Eurotiales; Aspergillaceae. Gene Ontology annotation, biological process: kinetochore assembly; spindle attachment to meiosis I kinetochore; attachment of mitotic spindle microtubules to kinetochore. The record is from RefSeq and is a predicted model, not a curated record.